Molecule: messenger RNA, 606 nt
Organism: Morchella importuna
Lineage: Eukaryota; Fungi; Ascomycota; Pezizomycetes; Pezizales; Morchellaceae
Exons: 1
Coding region: 1-606 (201 amino acids)
Source: RefSeq, a predicted model, not a curated record
AUGUUCCAAAUAGAGGACAACGAUCCAUGCACAGAAAUCAAACGGAUCCGUCUGUAUGCCUAUAGAGAUAUCAAAGCAGGGGAAGAGCUCACGAGGUGUUAUUUGGUUCCUCAGUCACUCAAUAAGCCAGCUCCAGAAAGGACAAGAAGAGCGUUAUCUCAAACACGCGACCUUGCCAAAAAGAAGAUGAGACUGGAAGAUGAUGUUGUGGAGAGACGUGCGUGGAUUUGGAAUACUUGGGGCUUUUAUUGUAUAUGCCUUAAAUGUGUUGGUCAGUGGGAUAUCAUUGUUCGGUUUGGUCCUGCGAUUAGUGUGAAGUGGAAAUGUCUUGACAGGUGGGUAAUCGACUACUCCAUGUCAGAUCAAGAGCUAUCUACCUUACUGAGCGGGUUCAUUGCGGAAUGGGAAACCAAGAAUAUGAGGAUUACCCCUAAAGAAAAGAUUCAAAUAAUGGCUCAACGUACGGUCUUCACGUUGAGAAAGUUUGGACAAAGGGUGAAGAUUCGGGAAGUUUUGAAGCUAAAGCGCAAUGAUAAACACAAGCAGAACAUGGAAGUUACGAAACACUCGCGGUACGCGAAGAUUAUGUGUUUAACGUUUGACUGA